AUGGAUUACGAUACGGAAGAGAUCGUCAACGCCUUCCGGUCAGCCCGGCUCCAAUACGUCCGGGCCGACCAAUCCGACAGCAAUUUGAAAGUUUUUCUACCAACAAUUGAACAAGACCCCGUCAUUCAGGCCAUGGCUGCCCCAACGAUGCUGCAACCCAAGGGCAAGAAAGCUGCCGAUAGCUACCUUGAAUCCGUCGUCAAUUCUUUGCUCGGCGUGGCAAUAUGUCUUUUGCCUGAAGAGGAGAAGAGGGUCAAUCCAGAGAGCGACAAGAGCGACACAGAGCAGAAGCAGAGCCCAACCAUUAUCGGCAUAAUGUGCAUCGGCUGGGGAGGCAUCUCACCAUCCGUGGCACACCACCGCACUGCCGAGAUCGGUAUUAGUCUUGCCAGGCCAUACCAAAACCAAGGCUACGGGCGCGAGGCUAUCAACUGGAUGUUGGACUGGGGAUUCAGGCACGCCGCGCUUCAUUCCAUUGGCAUAUCUACUGCCUGUUAUAACCCAAAGGCUGCACAUUUGUAUGAGAGUAUGGGCUUUAAACCGGAAGGGCGAAGAAGGGGGACAAUCUGGCAAAACCGCAAGUGGUAUGAUUUGUUAGAGUUUGGCAUGCUUGAGGACGAGUGGGAAAAGCUUAGGGGCAUUACCCCGUAA
Molecule: messenger RNA, 651 nt
Organism: Fusarium keratoplasticum
Lineage: Eukaryota; Fungi; Ascomycota; Sordariomycetes; Hypocreales; Nectriaceae
Product: N-acetyltransferase domain-containing protein
Exons: 1
Coding region: 1-651 (216 amino acids)
Molecular function (GO): acyltransferase activity, transferring groups other than amino-acyl groups
Source: RefSeq, a predicted model, not a curated record